Messenger RNA from Leptomonas pyrrhocoris, 848 nucleotides. Its product is annotated as putative mitochondrial frataxin-like protein. Gene Ontology annotation, cellular component: mitochondrion. Gene Ontology annotation, biological process: iron incorporation into metallo-sulfur cluster; intracellular iron ion homeostasis. NCBI's taxonomy places the organism in Eukaryota, Euglenozoa, Kinetoplastea, Trypanosomatida, Trypanosomatidae. The coding region runs from base 258 to 848 and encodes 196 amino acids. The transcript has a single exon. The record is from RefSeq and is a predicted model, not a curated record. Gene Ontology annotation, molecular function: ferric iron binding; iron chaperone activity; ferroxidase activity.
AGCUCUCGUAUCCCUGGUUGGCCAACGUGUACGCCCUUCAUACGUGCCACUAUCCUCACUUGCUUCAUCACAUCUCUUGUAGCUCUUUGUUUUGUUUUUCCGGUACUUUACGUUGUCUCACGCUCUGGGUUUCUCUCCGUCAAAGCUGCCACAGUUACAGUUGAUUUCGAAUUAAGCGUGUUGAGUCGACGUCACACCUCCCCUUGGACUCUGUGCGCUUUAUCCCUCCGCACCUCCUCCCAAGCGGCGAUACAGAGAUGCGCCGCUCGCUGCUUCUUCGUUCCACCGUGGCCCGUAACGCAGCCGCGGCGACGGGUCUCGUCCACCUCUCCACCGCCAACCACUUUCGCCAACCCUUGGCGUGUGCAGUGGCGGUGCCAUUCUCAUCGCAUCACGGCAGCUCCCUGCACACUGCCAUCCGACUCGCUUCGACCACCACCACCACCACGCAUGGCACAUCGAAGCCGAAAAUAGUGCACUACUCAAAACUGGGCAUGGAUGGCUUUACCGACGUCAAGUACAACACGGCCGCGGACGAGUUCCUUGAAAAUUUGGAAGCGAAGCUGGACGCCAUCGACUCGGCCGAGUUAGAGGACAUCAGCUGCAACUCUGGGGUGCUGACCAUCGAGACAUCGUCGAAGGGGACGUUUAUCAUCAACAAGCAGGCCCCGAACGUGCAGCUGUGGCUUUCUUCCCCAAUUUCAGGUCCGCACCACUACGACAUGGUGACGAGCACCAGUAACGGGGUGGAGACGGUGUACUGGAAGUCGGACAACGACGCGCACGACCUGCGGGAAAAGCUGGAGGUGGAGCUGAGCGAGGUGUUGCAGCACCCUUUUCAGUUAUGA